Molecule: messenger RNA, 1432 nt
Organism: Suncus etruscus (white-toothed pygmy shrew)
Lineage: Eukaryota; Metazoa; Chordata; Mammalia; Eulipotyphla; Soricidae
Gene: TPRA1
Product: transmembrane protein adipocyte associated 1
Exons: 10
Coding region: 15-1100 (361 amino acids)
Biological process (GO): G protein-coupled receptor signaling pathway
Cellular component (GO): plasma membrane
Molecular function (GO): G protein-coupled receptor activity
Source: RefSeq, a predicted model, not a curated record
CAGCUGCUGGUGGGAUGGACACCCUGGAAGGAAUUUGGGCCAAUGGGAGCAGCACGGCCCCUGUGGCCAACAUCAGUGACCCCCACCGCUGUCUAUUACUGCUCUAUGUGGACAUCGGCUCAUCACGGGUGCGUUACUGGGACCUCUUGCUGCUCAUCCCCAACGUGCUCUUCUUCAUCUUCCUGCUCUGGAAGCUUCCAUUAGCUCGGGCCAAGAUCCGCGUGACCUCCAGCCCCAUUUUUAUCACCUUCUACAUUCUGGUGUUCGUGGUGGCGCUGGUAGGCAUUGCCCGGGCCGUGGUGUCCAUGACGGUCAGCACCUCCAGUGCAGCGACGGUGGCAGAUAAGAUCCUGUGGGAGAUUACCCGCUUCUUCCUGUUGGCCAUCGAGCUGAGCGUGAUCAUUCUUGGUCUUGCCUUUGGUCACUUGGAGAGCAAGUCAAGUAUCAAGCGGGUACUGGCCAUCACCACGGUGCUGUCCCUGGCUUACUCAGUCACCCAGGGGACACUGGAGAUCCUAUACCCUGAUGCCCAUCUCUCAGCUGAAGAUUUCAACAUCUACGGCCACGGGGGUCGCCAUUUCUGGCUGGUCAGCUCCUGUUUCUUCUUCCUGGUCUACUCACUGGUGGUAGUGCUCCCCAAGACGCCUCUGAAAGAGCGGAUCUCUCUGCCCUCUCGCAGAAGCUUCUAUGUCUACGCGGGGAUCUUGGCGCUGCUGAACUUGCUGCAGGGCCUGGGGAGUGCAUUGCUGUGUGCAAACAUCAUCGAGGGGCUCUGCUGUGUAGAUGUCACCACAUUUCUCUACUUCAGCUUCUUCGCGCCCCUCAUCUACGUGGCCUUCUUGCGGGGCUUCUUUGGCUCGGAACCCAAGAUCCUCUUCUCCUACAAAUGCCAAGUGGACGAGACCGAGGAACCUGAUGUGCAUCUGCCGCAGCCCUAUGCCGUGGCUCGGCGGGAUGGCCUGGAGACAAGUGUGGGUGCAGCUAGCACCCAGUUUGACUCAGCUGGCGUGGCCUACCUGGACGACAUGGCCUCCAUGCCUUACCACACGGGCAGCAUCAACAGCACAGACAGCGAGCGCUGGAAGGCCAUCAAUGCCUGAGCGAUACAAGCCCAUGGGGUCUGCUCUGUGAAGGCAGGAGGCGCAGGCAGAGGCACUGGAGUUGCGGGCAGAGCCGUCUCCCUUGGCGGUCAAGACCUUCCCUUGCCUCCCGCUUCCCCCUUGCCUGCUGCCCUCACCUUGCCCUGCCAUGAGGCCCUUCCUUGGCUCUCCCAGGGUCAGACCCCCGGGGCUCGCCACAGGCCCCCUUCUCCCAAGCCUGGGCUCCCCCAGGACAGCGGCUGUGACCACCCUUGUCCCCUCACCCAACCCCAGAGGCGUAUUGAAGUGUAUAUUUUCUUGAUCUAUUUUUUAAUAAAAUGACAAAGAAGUGG